GUAUAGCUCUAGCUGAUACACAGAAAUAAAAAGAACACUCUCAAAACGUUACAAAACCUCUUCACUUUCUUCUUGCUACUACCCUUUAAUGGCUUCUGACGAGAGCAUGUUGAUCAAUUCUUCUUUAGUUCUAGACGAAGAGUACUCUGAUACAGAUGAUGGGUUUCAUUACCAGACAAGGCAAAGUAGUUUGUCUAGGUUAUCUAUAUGCACGAGCUCCUUCCACGACAACGACGAUGAAGAUAACACCACAAGUGAACCUUCCGAACUGGGUAACUUCAUGUCUGAGCUGUCUCUUGAGAGCUUCGACGACAUGGGAGCCGAGGCUGAUGGAGAGAUCUCUGACGGUGAGGAUUCAGAUUCCGAUAAGGAGUCUGCUGGGUUUUACUCUCUCCCGACGAUCAUGUCUCGCCGGAGAAGAAAAGUCAACGUCUCCACCGGUUUAGAGAAAGAUAACGAGGUGACGAGCGUCGAUACGUUAGCUAAGCAGAGACGGUACGGUCACGGUUUUAACUUUAACGGCGAGGAGAGAGUCAUGGACGGAGACGGAAACUGUUAUGUAGGAGGAGGGGAAGGAGAGUCGUUGACGGUGUUAACGAAGGUGAAAGGAGGAAAGAAGUCGAUGAAGAUGGGUUUUGAGGAAGUGAAGGCUUGUAGAGAUCUCGGGUUCGUUCUUGAAGUUCCGGGUCGGGUUUCAGUAUCCGUCGGGUCAAACCGGGAGACUCAGACUAGUAGUGGCAGCAACUCUCCGAUUGCCAACUGGCGUAUCUCAAGUCCUGGAGAUGAUCCCAAGGAGGUUAAGGCGAGACUAAAGAUGUGGGCACAAGCAGUUGCUUUGGCUUCUACGUCACGUUAAGCUUCUCUAUGUUAGGGUUUGUCUUUCGAAUAUUUAGGUCUUUUUUUUUGUCCCAUAAUCUUACGAGCUGUUACCAGUUUUUUUCUCUUGAAUCUGUAACUUUUCUAUUGGUUUUGUAAAUAUGAAAAGUAUAAUAUAUGUUGAAAAAGAUACACAAUUUACUUGUAAA
Raphanus sativus (radish) is the source of this 1025-nucleotide messenger RNA. RefSeq lists its product as uncharacterized. NCBI's taxonomy places the organism in Eukaryota, Viridiplantae, Streptophyta, Magnoliopsida, Brassicales, Brassicaceae. The transcript has a single exon. The coding region runs from base 89 to 856 and encodes 255 amino acids. The record is from RefSeq and is a predicted model, not a curated record.